Paramecium tetraurelia is the source of this 948-nucleotide messenger RNA. RefSeq lists its product as uncharacterized. The record is from RefSeq and is a predicted model, not a curated record. The transcript has 3 exons. NCBI's taxonomy places the organism in Eukaryota, Ciliophora, Oligohymenophorea, Peniculida, Parameciidae.
AUGUUUUAAAGGUUAUCUCCAGAGUAAAAACACGAAUAAAAAGUUCAAGGUUUGUUACAAAUGAUAGAUUCACAGUUCGAGAGCAUGCAUUAUUAUCAAAGUUCCAUAGAAAACCAACCUAAUUUCAGAACUGAACCUGACGAUUGUUUUGUUGGUAGUCAACAAACUAAAACUGUUAGACACUUCAAAUCGCAAGAUAAUAUUUCCAAAAGUGCUCUCUCUAAUCUCCUAAACCUUGUGGACACAAACAUUUUAAGAUCUACUAAAUUGAAUCAUUCUAAAUCCAAUACCAAUGAUGAGGAUUUCCUUCCUAAAUAUAAAAAGCCUUUGAAAACUGAUUGUUCAGUUGGAUUUUAAAAUGACUCAUAAGAAGAUCGAAUCAAGACAUAAAUGACGAAUGUUUCUAUUUAAGAUGCUUCUGUUUAAACAAAGCCAAAAAAAUAAAAAAAAUUAGGUUUUUUCACUUAUGAAAUCUCUUAUAUGUCACCUAAAUGCAAGAAUUGUGGUUCUGAAAAGAAAAUGCUAGAAGAUAAAAGCAUUUAAAAUUAAAGAGCUCAAAGUAAUUAUGUAAAUGCUUUUAAAGAGUAUACAAAAAAUGAAAGUAUAUAAAAAUGCUUCAUCUCGAAAUUUAACAACAAGAAUAAAUCAGAGUUUUUAGUAGAUCAAAAGAUUGAAGAUUCAUUAUUUGGUUAAAAUUCUAUUGCUUUAGAAAGCAAAUAUUAGCCAAAGUACUAAUCAAAUGGCCCCAAAGAUCUAUCUUUUCAACAACCAAUUAAGAAGAAUAAAUCUUAGAAGAAUUUCACACAAAUAGCACAAGAUGUUAAAAUAAUAUCACCUCCAAAAUAAGGAUUCUUUAUAAAUGCAAAUAUCAAAUAACAAAGGAAGGUAUUGGCAUAACCAUACAAACUAAUUUCUUAAAAAAUGAAAUAAAAAACAUUGAUCAGUUGA